Molecule: messenger RNA, 1314 nt
Organism: Diaporthe amygdali
Lineage: Eukaryota; Fungi; Ascomycota; Sordariomycetes; Diaporthales; Diaporthaceae
Product: cytoplasm protein
Exons: 3
Coding region: 1-1314 (437 amino acids)
Source: RefSeq, a predicted model, not a curated record
AUGGGAGGCAGAAAAGACAGAAGCGAGGAUAUCGAGAUGGGGCACCAGGGGAUGUGGAACUCAACGUCAUCAGAAGCCAGCAGCAACGCCAACGACCCAAAACGAAAAGGGACAAAGACGGAGGCCGACACCACCCCAGAUGACCUCGAGCCAAACUACCAGCCCGUAAACUGGAAGAGGGUCUUCCUCGCGCCCAAGUACAUUCCCGUGUGGAUCAUCCUGAUCAUCGUCGGCGUCUUGACGGCCAUAAUAACCCUAAAGCACGAUGAGGUUGUCGCAGCGCUUCGACCGUUCGCUGAGAAGGUCCGCAACGUCCCUGCUGGAUGGCUCAUUUUUGUCGCCGUCCUCUUUAUCAUUUCAUUCCCACCUUUGUUCGGCCACGAGGUCGUCGCGCUGCUGGCCGGUGUCGUAUAUGGGCUGUGGAUCGGGUUCGCAGUCGUCUCGGCAGGAACUUUCGUUGGCGAGAUCGGAACAUGGUUCGCCUUUAAGAAGUUUCUGCGAAGGAAGGCCGAGAAGAUGGAGAGGACUAAUCUCACAUACGGCGCGAUGGCGAGGCUAUGUCGUGACGGUGGAUUCUGGAUCGUCUUCGUGAUCCGCUUCUCCAUCAUCCCCUCCCAUCUGUCCACGGCCGUCUUCUCAACUUGCGACGUCAAAUUCUGGCACUUCGCCGUCUCGACCUUCCUGACCCUGCCCAAGCAGCUGAUCCUGGUCUACCUCGGCGUGCUCCUAGUGCAGGAGCAGGACGGCGCGACCGUCAAGAAUGCCCUGUUCGCCGUCGCGGGCGUCGUCACCGUGCUGGCGGGCGUGUGGAUCUGGUUCAAGAUGGCAAAGUACAAGAAGCAGCUGCUGGCGGAGCAGGCUGAGAGGAACGCCAACAAGGAAGCGCAGCGCCUGGGCCUGACACGCAAUGACAGCGGCUAUGGGGCGGGCGCACCAGGCACCAACCCCCACGAUGAGCCCAUGCCGCCCACCGCCGGCAUGAUGCGCAACAACAGCGUCAUCUACCACUCGCAGCCGUCGACCCAGUCCUUCAGCAUACCGCAGACUCCACAACAACAACAACCGCAGGGGUACGCGCCCUACCGGCCCGAGCCCAACCGAACGUACGGCACCGCAAAUGCAGGUGGUCCCCACGGGCCAUACGGCCACUACGACGAGGACAGCUAUUACCACAACGCUGAUAACACGGGCGAUGUGGGCAUGGCCCGGUCCGACUACGGCCCACCCAGUUACUCAUCACCGCCGUCCUACCCACUGCGGCAGGUCGACAGCGUGGAGAACGGGCGGCCGGCGCAGGGCAAAGACUUCAUCUAA